AGUCGAAGUUUCGAGCUGCUCUCCGCCGCUUUAGUAAAGAAACAGUCAGAGUCUGUCCGUCUAUAAAGCAGCACAGCAGCAGCAGUAGCACCAUUAUACUCGGAGGCAUAGAGACGUUUUUUUUUAAACGCGCCUCUCUCGGCUCUCCAGCCCGUUCCUUUUUUCUAAUACAAUAAUAGUUCCCCCGUGUAUAUAGUUCGUCCGUCCGUGUGUGCAUCCUUCUCUUUUCCUCUUGCGCGCAAAAAGUGCAACUUGCAGCAGAAGCAGUGCAAACGGCAGCAAUAGAGUGACUAUAUAGUGGGCCGCGCUAUACUCUUCGCACACACAAACACAUACAUGCAUAGAAUUACCUACACAAUCAUGAGGAAAGUAGUAAUACCGAACGAGUGCGUGCUACUGCGGGCACUGGCACCGCAAUCGGCCUUCAAUUACAUUCCCAGCAGACAGUCGACGUCGAGCAGCAGUACACCGAUCGUCAUGUCGGACGGCCAAAAGUUGGACAAAGCCGAGCUGAAGGCGCGACUGACGCCGCUCCAGUGGCACGUCACCCAGGAGAAGGGCACCGAGCGGCCGUUCUCGGGCGCCUACAACAAGCACUACAAGCAGGGCCUGUACACGUGCGUCGUCUGCGAGCAGCCGCUCUUCCACUCGGACACCAAGUACGACUCGGGCUGCGGCUGGCCGGCCUUCAACGACGUGCUGGACGAGGGCAAGGUGAAGCUCAACCGGGACUCGAGCCACGGCAUGGACAGGACCGAGGUCACGUGCUCCAAGUGCGACGCCCAUCUCGGCCACGUUUUCAACGAUGGACCCAAGCCAAAGAGGAAGCGCUUCUGCAUCAACUCGGCGUCUAUCAAUUUCCAUCCUGCUACGGAAGCCAAGAAUGAAUAAUUUAGUUGACACAGUCUGUCUCUGUGUAUUUGCGUGUGAUUAUAUAUAAUAAUAGUAUGCAGGUGUGUUGAGCGUGUGUGUGUGUGUGUGUUUCUCAGCUAUGCACGUUAUAUACUUAUACGUAUUCUUAGUGUGGCUUGCAAGCUGUGAUGCAAGAUUAUUGUGAUGAAGCUCUGAAUGUGUAUAGCGUGCGAGUGUAAAUAUUGAUUGAUUAUCUGGUGAUUGUCCAUCCGGGAGAAGAAAAUUUAUUAGCCUAACGACUUAAAUAUUAAUACCAAAAUCAUUAUAACA
Trichogramma pretiosum is the source of this 1182-nucleotide messenger RNA. RefSeq names its product peptide methionine sulfoxide reductase MsrB-like (gene SelR). Bases 337 to 891 code for a protein of 184 amino acids. Gene Ontology annotation, cellular component: cytoplasm. Gene Ontology annotation, molecular function: peptide-methionine (R)-S-oxide reductase activity. Gene Ontology annotation, biological process: response to oxidative stress; protein repair. Lineage: Eukaryota; Metazoa; Arthropoda; Insecta; Hymenoptera; Trichogrammatidae. The record is from RefSeq and is a predicted model, not a curated record. The transcript has a single exon.